Molecule: messenger RNA, 9199 nt
Organism: Myripristis murdjan (pinecone soldierfish)
Lineage: Eukaryota; Metazoa; Chordata; Actinopteri; Holocentriformes; Holocentridae
Gene: acaca
Product: acetyl-CoA carboxylase alpha
Exons: 55
Coding region: 164-7504 (2446 amino acids)
Biological process (GO): fatty acid biosynthetic process
Cellular component (GO): mitochondrion
Molecular function (GO): acetyl-CoA carboxylase activity; ATP binding; metal ion binding
Source: RefSeq, a predicted model, not a curated record
UGCUGCGGCUUAGCGGAGGUUGUUGUUGAAUUACAGCUAGCUUGUUUUGGUCGGUAACUUAGUUAAUGUAGCGAGCAAGUCAUGUUAUCAGUAGUUUAGCUAGCGGUUACAUUGAAACCGAGGUUUCGAUGGAUUAAAUGCAGCUCUCGGUGUCCUUUUUGGGAUGUUUGGCUGGCUUAACGUUACACUGGCAGCGUGUCUAACUGCACUGCUCGGCUUGUUUUUCUGGUCCCGCAAGCAACUAUCGAUAGUGUUUGCAGCCUGUUCAUGUCGUCCAGCCAUGGCACAACAGGACGGUGCUGCCAAGAAGAACCCUGCUGUUGCGGCAUUGCAUUCCCACUUUAUGGUGGGAUCAGUGUCAGAAGAGAACUCGGAGGAUGAAAAUACCGGGAAAGCAGACAUGCAGCUGGAGGAGAAGGACACCCGCUCUUUGUCUCCAUCAUCUGUUAGCUCAGACAGCACCUAUGAGAUGGGCUUCGACCACAUUGAUGGCUCCUUGCACAACCUCAGGCCAAGCAUGUCAGGGCUGCACCUGGUGAAACAGGGCAGAGACCGCCGUCGGAUCGACCUGCAGAGGGACUUCACUGUUGCCUCCCCUGCUGAGUUUGUCACUCGCUUUGGUGGCAACAAAGUCAUUGAGAAGGUCCUUAUCGCCAACAAUGGCAUCGCAGCAGUCAAAUGCAUGCGUUCCAUCCGUCGCUGGGCCUAUGAGAUGUUCCGCAAUGAAAGGGCAAUCCGAUUUGUUGUCAUGGUGACCCCAGAGGACUUGAAGGCAAAUGCAGAGUACAUCAAAAUGGCCGACCAUUAUGUGCCUGUGCCAGGCGGAACCAAUAACAACAACUACGCCAAUGUAGAGCUCAUUCUGGACAUCGCUAAACGCAUACCAGUUCAGGCAGUGUGGGCUGGGUGGGGUCACGCCUCUGAGAACCCUAAACUCCCCGAGCUGCUUCACAAGCAUGGCAUUGCUUUCAUGGGUCCCCCAAGUCAGGCCAUGUGGGCUCUUGGAGACAAGAUUGCCUCCUCUAUUGUGGCUCAGACAGCUGGCAUUCCAACCCUGCCCUGGAGUGGGACAGGCCUUACAGUAGAAUGGACAGAGAACAACCCAAAGAAGAGAAUCAUCAACGUUCCUCAAGACCUGUAUGAGCUGGGCUGCAUUCAGGAUGUGGAGGCAGGCCUCAAGGCUGCAGAAAGCGUAGGCUACCCUGUAAUGGUGAAGGCCUCAGAGGGAGGAGGAGGAAAGGGCAUUCGCAAGGUCAACUCAGCUGAUGAUUUCCCUAACCUCUUCAGACAGGUCCAGACAGAGGUUCCUGGAUCACCCAUCUUCGUCAUGCAGCUAGCCAAGCACGCUCGCCACUUGGAGGUUCAGAUCUUGGCUGAUCAAUAUGGCAAUGCCAUCUCCUUGUUUGGCAGAGACUGUUCUGUGCAGCGACGCCACCAGAAAAUCAUAGAGGAGGCUCCCGCUACCAUUGCCACAUCAGACGUGUUUGAAGACAUGGAAAAGUGUGCAGUUAAGCUGGCAAAGAUGGUGGGGUAUGUCAGUGCAGGCACAGUGGAGUAUCUCUACAGUCAAGACGGCAGCUUCUACUUCCUGGAGCUCAACCCUCGUCUGCAGGUAGAACAUCCCUGCACUGAGAUGGUGGCUGACGUCAACCUGCCUGCCGCCCAGCUACAGAUUGCAAUGGGUAUACCUCUCCAUCGGAUCAAAGACAUCAGGAUGCUGUAUGGUGUCCAGCCCUGGGGAGACUCUCCCAUUGAUUUUGAGGGUCUGUUGACGGCUCCCUCACCACGGGGCCAUGUCAUUGCAGCCCGAAUCACCAGUGAGAACCCCGAUGAGGGUUUCAAGCCAAGCUCAGGAACGGUGCAGGAGCUGAAUUUCCGCAGCAACAAGAAUGUCUGGGGUUACUUCAGUGUUGCGGCAGCUGGAGGCCUACAUGAAUUUGCUGACUCCCAGUUUGGACACUGUUUCUCUUGGGGAGAGAAUCGUGAAGAAGCAAUCUCCAACAUGGUUGUGGCUCUGAAGGAGCUGUCAAUCAGAGGAGACUUCAGGACCACAGUAGAGUACCUCAUCAAGCUGCUCGAGACUGAAAGCUUUCAGCACAACAGCAUUGACACAGGCUGGCUGGACCGGCUUAUCUCAGAAAAGAUGCAGGCGGAGCGCCCAGACACCAUGUUAGGAAUUGUGAGUGGGGCUCUUCACGUGGCAGAUGUCAAUCUGAGGAACAGUGUGUCCAACUUUCUGCACUCUCUUGAAAGGGGUCAGGUGCUGCCGGCACACACACUCCUCAACACUGUGGACGUGGAGCUGAUCUACGAAGGCACCAAAUAUGUCCUGACGGUGACAAGACAGUCUCCCAACUCCUAUGUGGUUAUCAUGAAUAGCUCCUCAGCUGAGGUGGACGUCCAUCGGCUCAGUGAUGGAGGCCUUCUGCUGUCCUAUGAUGGCAGCAGCUACACCACCUACAUGAAGGAGGAGGUGGACAGAUAUCGCAUCACAAUUGGGAACAAGACUUGUGUUUUUGAAAAGGAGAAUGAUCCUUCGCUGCUACGUUCUCCAUCAGCUGGAAAACUCAUCCAGUACACAGUGGAGGACGGCGGGCAUGUGUUCGCUGGACAGUGCUAUGCUGAGAUAGAGGUGAUGAAGAUGGUGAUGACUCUGACCGCUGCGGAGUCUGGUUGUAUUCACUAUGUGAAGAGGGCCGGAGCUGCGCUCGAGCCCGGCUGUGUCAUCGCCAAGCUGCAGCUUGAUGAUCCUAGCAGAGUGCAACAGGCGGAGCUUCACACAGGGGUCCUGCCCUCUAUCCAGGCGGUGGCGUUGAGAGGAGAAAAGUUGCACAGAGUUUUCCACUACACACUGGAUCACCUCGUUCACAUCAUGAACGGUUACUGUCUUCCUGAGCCUUUCUUCAGUGCCAAAUUGAAAGAAUGGGUGGAGAGGCUGAUGAAGACCAUGCGAGAUCCCUCUUUACCCCUGUUGGAGCUACAAGACAUUAUGACCAGUGUGUCUGGUCGUAUCCCCCCUGCUGUAGAGAAGGCUAUCAAGAAGGAGAUGGCUCAGUAUGCCAGCAAUAUCACCUCUGUGCUCUGCCAGUUUCCCAGCCAGCAGAUUGCAAACAUCCUGGACAGCCAUGCUGCUACUCUUAACAGGAAGUCAGAGAGAGAAGUCUUCUUUAUGAACACACAGAGCAUCGUCCAGCUGGUGCAGAAGUAUCGCAGUGGCAUCCGUGGUCACAUGAAGGCUGUGGUGAUGGACCUGCUCAGACAGUACUUGAAAGUGGAGAUCCAGUUCCAGAAUGGACACUAUGACAAGUGUGUGUUCGCACUGCGAGAGGAAAAUAAAGGAGACAUGGCCAAUGUGCUCAAUUACAUCUUCUCUCAUGCCCAGGUCACCAAGAAGAACCUGUUAGUUACUAUGCUGAUUGACCAGCUGUGUGGCCGAGAUCCCACACUGACAGAUGAGCUGAUGGCCAUCCUGACUGAACUCACCCAGCUCAGCAAGACCACCAAUGCCAAGGUGGCUCUGCGUGCCCGACAGGUGCUGAUAGCUUCUCACCUCCCCUCUUAUGAGCUGCGACACAACCAGGUGGAGUCCAUCUUCCUCUCUGCCAUUGACAUGUAUGGACACCAGUUCUGCAUCGAGAACCUGCAGAAACUGAUUCUUUCAGAGACAUCCAUCUUUGAUGUUCUGCCCAACUUCUUCUACCACAGUAACCAGGUGGUUAGGAUGGCUGCCUUGGAGGUGUAUGUUCGCAGAGCAUACAUUGCCUAUGAGCUCAACAGUGUUCAGCACCGGCAGCUGAAGGACAACACUUGCAUUGUAGAGUUCCAGUUUAUGCUUCCCACCUCACAUCCCAACAGAGGGAACAUCCCCACUCUAAACAGGAAAAUGUCUGCUCCGCUUCUGGACAAUGUAAAACCCACGGACACUAAUUUGCAGGAAACUAAGACCCAGGACAUUAACAUACAGAAUAGCAAACCUAAGGAUGCUAAUACAGAGACGGAAAAUGCCCCAGAUUUGGAAUCUGUGGACAGGAUGUCCUUCUCGUCCAACCUUAACCACUAUGGCAUGGUGCAUGUGGCCAGCGUGAGCGAUGUCCUGCUUGACACCUCUUUUACUCCGCCUUGUCAGCGUAUGGGAGCCAUGGUGUCUUUCCGGUCCUUCCAAGAGUUCACCAGGAAUAUUACUGACAUGUUGAGCUGCUUCUCGGACUCUCCUCCUCCCAGUCCAACCUUCCCAGAGGGAGGUAACCCCGUCCUGUACGGUGAAGAGGACAACAAGAGUAUCCAGGACGAGCCUAUCCAUAUCCUGAAUGUGGCCAUAAAGACCGACAGUGACAUUGACGAUGAUGGCCUGGCAGCUAUGUUCCGGGAGUUUACCCAGUCAAAAAAAUCCCUGCUGUUUGAACAUGGCAUCCGCAGGCUGACUUUCCUUGUGGCUCAAAAGGAUUUCAGGAAGCAGGUCAACUGUGAGGUGGACCAAAGGUUUCACAGAGAAUUCCCCAAGUUCUUCACAUUCCGUGCCCGAGACAAAUUUGAGGAGGACAGGAUCUAUCGGCACUUGGAACCAGCACUGGCCUUCCAGUUGGAGCUCAACCGCAUGCGCAAUUUUGCGCUGACUGCCAUCCCUUGUGCUAACCACAAGAUGCACCUGUAUCUUGGCGCUGCCCGUGUGGAAGUGGGCACAGAGGUUACUGACUACCGUUUCUUUGUGCGAGCCAUUAUCCGCCACUCUGAUCUGGUCACCAAGGAGGCCUCCUUCGAGUACCUUCACAAUGAGGCAGAGCGUCUGCUGCUAGAAGCCAUGGAUGAGCUUGAGGUGGCCUUCAACAAUACAACUGUACGGACCGACUGUAAUCAUAUCUUCCUCAAUUUUGUCCCCACAGUCAUCAUGGAUCCAUCAAAGAUUGAGGAGUCCGUGCGCUCGAUGGUGAUGCGUUACGGCAGCCGAUUGUGGAAGCUGCGAGUGCUGCAGGCUGAACUGAAAAUUAACAUCCGCUUGACACCCACUGGAAAGCAGAUCCCUAUCCGCCUCUUCCUAACCAAUGAGUCAGGCUACUACCUGGACAUCAGCCUGUACAAGGAGGUCACAGAUUCCCGGACGGGACAGGUGGGGCCCAAAGACCGUCAGAUCAUGUUCCAGGCAUAUGGAGACAAGCAGGGUCCCCUACAUGGCAUGCUCAUCAACACACCCUAUGUCACCAAGGACCUGCUGCAGUCCAAACGCUUCCAGGCUCAGUCCCUGGGCACCACCUACGUCUAUGAUUUCCCAGAAAUGUUCAGACAGGCUCUGAGGAAGCUAUGGCACUCUAGCCAGGCCUAUGCCCACUUGCCUAAAUGCCCUCUGCCUUCAGAGAUGCUCACCUUCACAGAGCUGGUCCUGGACCCCCAGGGUCAGCUGGUGCAGAUGAACCGACUGCCAGGAGGAAAUGAGAUUGGUAUGGUGGCCUGGCGGAUGACCCUGCGGACUCCCGAGUAUCCAGCCGGACGUGAGAUUAUUGUUAUCAGUAAUGACAUCACACACAAGAUUGGGUCAUUUGGGCCUCAGGAGGAUGUGUUGUUCCUGCAAGCCUCAGAGAUGGCACGAGAGAGUGGCAUUCCCCGAAUCUACAUCGCAGCCAACAGUGGUGCCCGCAUUGGCCUGGCAGAGGAAAUCAGACACAUGUUCCACGUGGCCUGGCAGGAUCCAGCUGAUCCCUAUAAGGGUUUCAAGUACCUCUACCUGACACCUCAGGAUUACAAGAAGGUCUCAGCCCUGAACUCUGUGCACUGCGAACACGUGGAGGAUGAGGGAGAAUCAAGGUACAAGAUCACUGACAUCAUAGGGAAGGAUGAAGGGCUGGGUGUGGAGAAUCUGAAAGGGUCUGGAAUGAUUGCUGGAGAGUCUUCUCUGGCUUACGAGGAGGUCAUUACCAUGAACCUGGUCACAUGUCGAGCCAUAGGGAUUGGAGCCUAUCUGGUGAGGCUAGGGCAGCGAACCAUUCAGGUUGACAACUCUCACAUUAUUCUCACAGGAGCUGGAGCUCUCAACAAGGUGCUGGGCAGAGAAGUGUACACGUCAAAUAACCAGCUUGGUGGGAUUCAGAUCAUGCACAACAAUGGCGUGACCCACAAUACUGUUUGUGAUGACUUUGAGGGAGUCUUCACUCUGCUGCAGUGGCUUUCCUAUAUGCCCAAGUGUAAAUCUAGCCCAGUGCCCAUCCUCAAUGCCAAGGACCCCAUAGACCGGCCAGUGGAGUUUGUACCCACCAAGGCUCCAUAUGACCCCCGCUGGAUGUUAGCUGGACGUCCCAGCCAGACACCUAAAGGUUCAUGGCAGAAUGGUUUCUUUGACCAUGGUUCCUUCAUGGAGAUCAUGCAACCAUGGGCCCAGAGUGUGGUGGUGGGCAGAGCCAGACUGGGUGGGAUACCUACUGGAGUGGUUGCUGUAGAAACCAGAUCAGUGGAGCUGUCAAUCCCAGCCGAUCCAGCCAAUUUGGACUCUGAAGCUAAGAUCAUUCAGCAAGCAGGACAGGUGUGGUUCCCAGAUUCUGCCUUCAAAACUGCCCAAGCCAUCAAGGACCUGAACAGAGAGGGUUUACCUCUCAUUGUGUUUGCCAACUGGAGGGGCUUUUCUGGAGGAAUGAAAGACAUGUACGAUCAGGUGUUGAAGUUUGGGGCCUACAUUGUGGAUGGGUUGAGGGAGUACAAGCAGCCAGUGCUGGUUUAUAUCCCUCCUCAGGCUGAGCUGAGGGGGGGCUCCUGGGUGGUCAUAGAUCCCACCAUCAACCCCCGGCACAUGGAAAUGUAUGCUGACAGGGACAGCCGAGGUGGAGUGUUGGAACCUGAAGGAACAGUUGAGAUCAAGUUCAGGAGGAAAGAUCUGGUGAAGACCAUGAGGAGAGUAGACCCUGUCUAUACGGGCCUGGCUGAAAGACUGGGAACCCCAGAGCUGAGUCCCUCAGAGCGCAAGGAGCUGGAGACCAAGCUGAGGGAGCGCGAGGAGUUUCUCCUCCCAAUCUACCACCAGGUGGCUGUGCAGUUUGCAGACCUGCACGACACCCCUGGUCGCAUGCAGGAGAAAGGCGUUAUCACGGAUAUCCUGGAAUGGCAAACAUCCCGUCAGUUCUUUUACUGGCGUUUGCGGCGCCUGCUGCUGGAGGACACCGUGAAGAGGAAGAUCCAAGAGGCCAACAGUGAGCUGACUGAUGGCCAGAUCCAGGCCAUGCUGCGCCGCUGGUUCGUGGAGGCUGAGGGAGCUGUCAAGGCUUAUCUAUGGGACAGCAAUGAGGAGGUGGUGGAGUGGUUGGAGAGGCAACUAGCUGAAGAAGAGGGUGCGAGGUCGGUCAUCGACGAGAACAUCAAGUACAUCCGCAGAGAUCAUAUCCUCAAGCAGAUUCGCAGUCUUGUCCAGGCCAACCCAGAGGUUGCCAUGGAUUCCAUUGUUCACAUGACGCAGCACAUCUCUCCCACACAGCGAGCUGAGGUGGUGCGUAUCCUCUCCACUAUGGAGACAUCGGCCUCCUCCUAAAGGGAGUCUGUCCUCUCUUCCCUGCCUGGCUCAAUACCAGCUCAGCCCACAUCUGCACCCAAAGGAACCCAACAUAGCUGGAUCUGCUCCUGACGAGGAGCUCGGUUGGACACUGAGGCUGGAGGAGCCAACCUGAAGGCCCUGGCAGCUGCCAGGUUACUGAUGAAGCGUUGGCAAUGAUUCUCAAUGAGGGAAGAGUUCAACUGACAGAUGUCAGUUAUCACAUUUUGUAAAUGUCUUACAUUUAUGCUAGUGUGGAGAUAAAGUUUGUGUAUAGUGUAUUCAAGUGCAAUUGAAAAACAACUUAAGAACUAUUCAGUCGCUAAUGUGUAAUAGUGUGAUGAUAGUUUACAUAAUUGGCCAAACUGGAGGUCCUUAUGCUUUCAUGAUAAUCAGUGGCCUCCAUCCUGUUGAAAUGGAAUAUUCACAGCAAUAAAUUAAAAAUUUAAUUGUCAUAUUAAAAUGCACCUUGAUUUUUGAGAUGUGAGAUACGCUUGGUUUGAUUGGUAUGCUUGCAAAGAGUUGGAAGUAUUUUGAUGGCAAAUUGGACAAUGACAACAUAUUGCUGGAGGUGUUGGCAAAAAAGGUGUUUUAACAGUCCUGGGUUGGAGCACUUAAUUACUGAUCAAGGACAGAGAACGUGGUGGGGUGCUGUAGCAGGAGGAGUUGGACAGGAGAGCCCAGCAGGGAGCAGGGACAAGGUCCCUUUCAGACCCUGACUGUUUCACAGUCACCCUGGAGUGAGUAAUGGGCAGCAAGCCACAAAACAAAACCAUAGCCAAGAGAAAACCAGCUGUCCCUUCUGUUCUCACUCACACAGUACACACAUGCUGCUCUGAAUGCACUUUACUGCUUACUGUUCCCUCACAUGCAUCCGGCAUCAGACGCACACUGUUUGUAUUGUUUGCAUUGGUGCGCACACACAAACACGCUCACACACAUGCACAGAGAGACACACAGUUCAAAAUGGUUUAAAUGGCUGCAUGCUCAUUUCGAAAUAGUCCCCCCCCCCCAGGGGUUACAUUAUGCCAACCAUUGUUGGUUAUUCCUAAAAACAAUCAUUGCAAAUUGAGUUGUCAUGUUUUGUUUGUUUGUUUGUUUUGUUAACCAAGGAAAUAUUUUUGAAUUUACUACAGUAAAGUGACUAAAUUAUUAAAUGUCUGUCGUCAACAAACAAAAGGUACUGUCACUUUACUUACAUAUGCUGUGAUAUAUUAGGUGUGACUUCUAAUUUUAACUGUAAUCCAGACUUUGCCCGUAUGUUUAAAUUUGAUGUGAACAACUUUAUGUAAAUGAAACAUUACUUAUUUUUAAUGUUGACUUUCCAAGGAAGAAGUGUGAAUUUUGUGUUGACUCUCCACUCAAGUCUUUAAUCAGUGAGCACAGAUACAUUUUUGGCUACUGUAUGAUCUCAUGGUGUAAAGAUAAAAAAGUACAGAGUGUAAUAACAUAAUACCAUCAUGUUGUUUAAUUCAGGCAUAGGUCAUGGUGUCAUAGAUCCUGCUGAAAAGAUAAACAUGUGAAAUGUGAAAGAGCUUCAUGAUCAGUGCUGCGCCUUUCAUGUGCCUGUAUAGACAUGUUGUCCAGUUACUUUAUAAGUGGCUGGUUGUUUCCUGUAAGAUGAGGGAGAGCAAAUUCACAGUGACAAGCUCUAACUGUGUUUGCAAAUUUAAUAAAACCAACCUAACUUAACUA